Messenger RNA from Dovyalis caffra, 744 nucleotides. NCBI's taxonomy places the organism in Eukaryota, Viridiplantae, Streptophyta, Magnoliopsida, Malpighiales, Salicaceae. The record is from the annotation of a GenBank genome assembly.
AUGCCUGAGAAAAUAACAGCGGAAAACCUUAUCAACAACCUAGUAGAAACGAUUGCUGAUAGUGUUCCAAAGCAGAAAUCUGUCUCAUUUUUUGAGGAAGAGAAAGAAUCUGUCACUUCUCGUUUCAAUCGUCUGUUUGGGCGACAGAAGCCUGUCCACCACCUUUUGGGAGGUGGAAAAUCUGCUGAUGUUCUCUUAUGGAGGAACAAGAAGAUCUCAGCUGGUGUCUUAGCUGGGGCAACAGCCAUCUGGGUGCUCUUUGAGUGGCUUAAUUACCAUUUCUUGUCUCUUGCAUGCUUUGCCGUGGUUCUCGGUAUGCUUGCUCAAUUUGUUUGGACAAAUGCUGCAGGCCUAAUGAACAGGUCUCCAUCUCAGGUCCCCCGCCUUGUAAUACCUGAUGAAAUAUUUGUCAGCAUUGGUAGAUCAAUUGGUGCUGAGGUUAACCAUGCUUUGUGGUUUCUCCAGGAUGUGUCAUGUGGAGGAAACUUGAAACAGUUUCUUGUGGUUGUAGUAAGCUUGUGGGUUGCUGCAAUUAUUGGGAGCUGGUGCAACUUUCUAACUGUUUUAUAUAUUGGUUUUGUUGCUGCACACACAUUGCCAGUCCUGUAUGAAAGAUAUGAAGACGAAAUCGACAACUUUCUGCUCAAUGCAUUCGAUCAGCUCCGACAUAACUACGGUAAGCUUGAUGCUGGUGUCCUCAGCAAGAUCCCCAAAGGAAGAUUCAAGGGAAAGAAGCAUGAAUAG